AUGAGGCGCAGCAUUUGGCGGGCUCCUUCCCGGAAGCGGAAGCUCGAGGGGCGGGCCAAGGGCGGCCGGGACUCGGCGGCGGUUAAUUCCUUUUAUCUUGCGGCUUUGUUUCACUCCGUUUGGACUUUUCUGAAGCUGCGAGAGAUGGUCAGGUCUGGAUCUCGACCGGGCCAGGUAAUACCUUCAGGAAAGCACACUGGACCUGCUAAAUUAACAAAUGGAAAAAAAGGGACCAAUUUGAGAAAGAUACCCCGUUUUAAUGCAGAUUCUGGCUAUCCCACUCACUCUGAUUCAGAAAGUCAGACUGACACUGUACAGGGGCUUGAUGGCUGUGCGUCUUUGCUGCGGGACAUUUUGAGAAAUGAAGAUUCAGGUUCAGAAAUAACAUAUUCAGAAAAUAGGUAUAACCCCAGACCUGUAGAAACCAAAAGAUACAGAUCCAAAAAGAAAGGACGUGAAAAACAUACUGUGCCUUCUGUAGUCCGGAAGGAAAUUUUAUCUUCAGGUAAUAAGAAGCAGAUACCUAAUGAUGCUUCUGUUGGAAGUGAAAGAGACUCAUCAGAUAUACUGCAAAAUUGGUCACUACAAGACCAUUGUGGAAUGUAUUCACCCUUAAUAUACCAAGCUCUUUGCGAACAUGUGCAGACUCAAAUGUCACUGAUGAAUAACUUGGCUUCAAAGAACAACCCUAAUGGAAUUCCUACUGCAUCUUGCCACACUGUGUCUGGUUCUGAAUCUCAGACGUCUUCACCUUCUAGUUAUGGUUUACGCACCUCUAUCCCAGUCCAGUUACCUCAGCAGCCACCCUGUCCUCCAAUGGUUCAUUCUGAAGUUCAGACUGAUGGUGACAGUCAGUUUGCAUCACAAGGAAGAACAAUUUCUGUGAACUGUACUGAUGAUGUUGUAAGGAAUUCCUUCAAUACCUGUCUUGGAGUUUCAUGUAACCUGCCCCAAGCUGGCAAACCAGCUACUCCAAUAUUUCAGCAACUGGGUCUUGCUAAUGGGGUUCUGCCGAAAAGACUUUCUGAGGAACCAGACUUACUGAAGUGUUUCCAAACAUACAUGAAACUGUUGCGUUCUCAUCCUGACAGUCCCACUGGCCGCAGCCCCACCUUAUUACAGCCAGCUUUCUUGGCUACUAAUGAAGAAAAAUGUACUCACGAACACAUUGGUGAGGUCAGAAGUGAAGGAAAGGAUUUAAACAUACCUCUGCGAGAUUCAAGAAUAAAGGAUGUGCAGAAGGCAAAAAACGUGAACCAGAGUGCUGAAAAAGUUAGAACUAUCAAGUAUUUGUUGGGAGAGCUCAAGGCCCUGGUAGCAGAACAAGAAGAUUCAGAAAUUCAGAGGUUGAUUACAGAACUGGAGAUGUGUAUAUCUCUGCUUCCAGCUGUAAGUGCAAACACAAAUAUUCAGGUUGAAAUAGCACUGGCCGUGCAGCCACUAAGAAGUGAAAAUGCUCAUUUACGCAGGCAGUUGAGAAUUUUGAACCAGCAACUUAGAGAACGAGAAAAGACUCAAAAGGCAUCUGGUUCUCUGGAAUGCAACCUUGAAUUGUUUUCUCUUCAAUCAUUGAACAAGUCACUGCAAAAUCAAUUACAGGAGUCAUUAAAGAGCCAGGAAUUAUUGCAGAGUAAAAAUGAAGAGCUCUUAAAAGUGAUAGAAAAUCAGAAAGAUGAAAACAAAAAAUUUGCUGGUAUAUUUAAAGAGAAAGAUCAAACUUUACUUGAAAAUAAACAGCAAUUUGACAUUGAGACAACAAGAAUGAAAAUUGAAUUGGAGGAAGCCUUAGUCAAUGUGAAGAGCUCCCGGUUUAAGUUAGAAGCUGCUGAAAAGGAAAAUCAGAUAUUGGGAAUAACAUUACGCCAGCGUGAUGCCGAGGUGACUCGACUGAGAGAAUUAACCAGAACUUUACAGAGCAGUAUGGCAAAGCUUCUCUCAGAUCUUAGUAUGGACACUGCUCGCUGCAAGCCUGGGAAUAAUCUUACCAAAUCACUUCUGAACAUUUAUGAAAAGCAACAUCAACAUGACCCGAUCCCUGCUCACACUUCCAUAAUGAGCUACCUAAGUAAGUUAGAACCAGAUCACACUCUUAUUACACAUCCAGAGCCUCUUUCUACAGUUGCCAAUGAGGAAAACAUGGUGCCAGAUAGACCUUAUGAAAAUGUUCUGCCCUCUAAAGGCCCUCAGCACAGUAAUACUAGGAGUAUGGAGGAGGUAUCAGCCCCUGGAAUUGUUCCUGCCCUUUCAAAACAGGAUUCUGAUGAGGCAAGUGAAAUUACGACCUUAGUAGAAGAUGAGCAUAAUUUGGAUAAAACAAUUUACAUUCCAUUUGCUAGAAGCACUCCUAAAAAGAAAUCGCCACUGUCUAAGAGAUUAUCCCCCCAGGCCCAGAUCAGUGUAGCUCCACCACAGCUGGUCAGUGGACUUGUUGCUGAAAAAGAAAAUACACUGUGUGCACCUGGAGUUUGUUCCUCUUGCAAAAAGGAAGAAGCACCUGAGAAACUUUCCAGAACAGCUGAUAGGGAGGACAAGCAGCUUCUCAAGAAAAUAAAGGAAGCCAUUUGCAAGAUCCCUCCUGCCACUGAGGAGGAGUUGGCGGCCUGUCACAGCCCCUCCACUUGUCAGAACAGCAACGUUCAGGUGAAAAGCAGUGCAGUCUCUGAUGGUAGCUUUUUAAAUUCUGACUUACCUUCUGACUGGAGCAUCUCUUCUUUUUCCACGUUCACGUCUCGUGAUGAGCAAGACUUCCGAAAUGGCCUUGCAGCACUGGACGCCAACAUUGCCAGACUCCAGAAGUCCUUAAGGACUGGUCUUCUGCAGAAGUAA
This is a messenger RNA of Budorcas taxicolor (takin), 2826 nucleotides long. It is a transcript of the gene CCDC14, whose product is annotated as coiled-coil domain containing 14. Gene Ontology annotation, cellular component: centriolar satellite. The record is from RefSeq and is a predicted model, not a curated record. Gene Ontology annotation, biological process: protein localization to centrosome. The transcript is spliced from 13 exons. NCBI's taxonomy places the organism in Eukaryota, Metazoa, Chordata, Mammalia, Artiodactyla, Bovidae. Bases 1 to 2826 code for a protein of 941 amino acids.